AUGAGGGAGCCGGAAGAGCUGAUGCCCGAUUCGGGUGCUGUGUUUACAUUUGGGAAAAGUAAAUUUGCUGAAAAUAAUCCCGGUAAAUUCUGGUUUAAAAAUGAUGUCCCUGUACAUCUUUCAUGUGGAGAUGAACAUUCUGCUGUUGUUACCAGAAAUAAUAAACUUUACAUGUUUGGCAGUAACAACUGGGGUCAGUUAGGAUUAGGAUCAAAGUCAGCUGUCAGCAAACCAACAUGUGUCAAAGCUCUAAAACCUGAAAAAGUGAAAUUAGCUGCCUGUGGAAGGAACCACAUCCUGGUGUCAACAGAAGGAGGCAAUGUAUAUGCAACUGGUGGAAAUAAUGAAGGACAGUUGGGGCUUGGUGACACUGAAGAAAGAAACACUUUUCAUGUAAUUAGCUUUUUUACAUCCGAGCAUAAGAUUAAACAGCUGUCUGCUGGAUCUAAUACUUCAGCUGCCGUAACUGAGGAUGGAAGACUUUUUAUGUGGGGUAAAAAUUCCGAAGGGCAAAUUGGUUUAAAAAAUGUGCCUAAUGUCUGUGUCCCUCAGCAAGUGACCAUUGGGAAACCUGUCUCUUGGAUCUCUUGUGGAUAUUACCAUUCAGCUUUUGUAACAACAGAUGGUGAGCUAUAUGUGUUUGGAGAACCUGAGAAUGGGAAGUUAGGUCUUCCCAGUCAGCUCCUGGGCAAUCACAGAACACCCCAGCUGGUGUCUGAAAUUCCUGAGAAGGUGAUCCAAGUAGCUCGUGGCGGAGAGCAUACUGUGGUUCUCACGGAGAAUGCUGUGUAUACCUUUGGGCUGGGACAAUUUGGUCAGCUGGGUCUUGGCACUUUUCUUUUUGAAACUUCAGAACCCAAAGUCAUCGAGAAUAUUAGGGAUCAAACAAUAAGUUAUAUUUCUUGCGGAGAAAAUCACACAGCUUUGAUAAGAGAUAUCGGCCUUAUGUAUACUUUUGGAAAUAGUCGCCACGGAAAAUUAGGACUUGGACUGGAGAAUUUUACCAAUCACUUCAUUCCUACUUUGUGCUCUGAUUUUUUGAGGUUUAUAGUUAAAUUGGUUGCUUGUGGUGGAUGUCACAUGGUAGUUUUUGCUGCCCCUCAUCGUGGUGUGGCAAAAGAAAUUGAAUUCAAUGAAAUAAAUGAUACUUGCUUAUCUGUGGCGACUUUUCUGCCGUAUAGCAGUUUAACCUCAGGAAAUGUACUGCAGAGAACUCUAUCAGCACGUAUGCGGCGAAGAGAGAGGGAGAGGUCUCCAGAUUCUUUUUCAAUGAAGAGAACACUACCUCCAAUAGAACGGACUCUUGGCCUUUCUGCUUAUUUUCCCCCCAAUUCAGUCUUUCCACGAUGUUCUGAGAGUAACCUCCAAGAGAGUGUCUUAUCUGAACAGGACCUCAUGCAGCCAGAGGAACCAGGUUAUUUGCUAGAUGAAACGACCAAAGAGCCAGAGAUAGAUAAUUCUUCAAUCGUAGAAAGCCUUGGAGAAACUACUGAUAUCUUAAACAUGACACACAUCAUAAGCAUGAAUUCCAAUGAAAAGUUAUUAAAAUUAUCACCAGUUCAGAAACAAAAGGAUCGUGAAUUUUCUAAAACUGAGGAACUAAAACUAGAAGAUGUGGAUGAGGAAAUUAACGCUGAAAAUCUGGAAAGCAAGAAGAAAACUGUGGGAGACGAUGAAAGUGUUCCUACAGGUUACCACAGUAAAACAGAAGGAUCAGAAAGAACCAAUGAUGAUAGCUCAGCUGAAACUAUUGAAAAGAAAGAAAAAGCCAACCUAGAGGAAUGGACCAUUUGUGAGUACAAUGAAAACCCAAAAGGAUACAUGCUUGAUGAUGCAGAUAGCAGUUCAUUAGAAAUCCUAGAAAAUAGUGAAACAACACCAAGCAAAGACAUGAAAAAAACAAAGAAUAUUUUUCUGUUCAAAAGAGUCCCCUCAAUAAAUCAAAAGAUUGUCAAGAAUAACAAUGAGCCACUCCCAGAGGUAAAAUCCAUGGGAGAGCAGAUCAUUUUAAAAAGCGAUAAUAAAGAUGCCGACCAGAACCACGUGAGUCAGAAUCAUCAGAAUAUCCCACCAGCAAAUACAGAGAGAAGAUCAAAAUCCUGUACAAUACUGUAA
Nomascus leucogenys (northern white-cheeked gibbon) is the source of this 2115-nucleotide messenger RNA. Its product is annotated as X-linked retinitis pigmentosa GTPase regulator-like. The transcript has a single exon. The coding region runs from base 1 to 2115 and encodes 704 amino acids. Gene Ontology annotation, biological process: visual perception; protein ubiquitination; ubiquitin-dependent protein catabolic process. Gene Ontology annotation, cellular component: photoreceptor outer segment. NCBI's taxonomy places the organism in Eukaryota, Metazoa, Chordata, Mammalia, Primates, Hylobatidae. Gene Ontology annotation, molecular function: ubiquitin protein ligase activity. The record is from RefSeq and is a predicted model, not a curated record.